Messenger RNA from Schistosoma mattheei, 351 nucleotides. Lineage: Eukaryota; Metazoa; Platyhelminthes; Trematoda; Strigeidida; Schistosomatidae. The record is from the annotation of a GenBank genome assembly.
AUGUAUAUUCUAGUUAUUAUACCAUUGUUUCUUAACUUGUAUCAUGUUAGAACUUGGAAUGUAUACGGAUAUAUGGAAUCUCAGAUACCAGAGCAAAUACAUAUUGCUUUAGGAGAGCAACCAUCCACCAUAAGUAUUACUUGGGUUACACAAGAAAAUACAGAGAGUUCAACUGUACUCUAUGGUACUAUGCUGUUAAAUAUGAAAAGUACUGGCUACGUUAAACAGUUUAUUGAUGGAGGACGUGAACAACGCAAAAUGUAUAUACAUCGAGUGAUCCUAUCCGAUUUAAUUGCUAAUACAACUUAUUAUUAUAAAUGUGGUAGUUCAGAUGGUUGUCAGAUGUUUUGA